Molecule: messenger RNA, 1389 nt
Organism: Astyanax mexicanus (Mexican tetra)
Lineage: Eukaryota; Metazoa; Chordata; Actinopteri; Characiformes; Acestrorhamphidae
Product: GTPase IMAP family member 9-like
Exons: 3
Coding region: 1-1389 (462 amino acids)
Molecular function (GO): GTP binding
Source: RefSeq, a predicted model, not a curated record
AUGGAUGACUUUCACCUGGAUUCUUCUCUGGAACAGAAGAUAAGCAAUGUGCAGCUAGAUGGUCUUGCUAAGAAGAAUGAGGUGAAUACUCCUUUACAUUUUAAUGUGAUCCUUCUCGGGAAAACAGGUGCUGGAAAAAGCGCCACAGGAAACACCAUACUGGGGAAGAAAGCUUUUGAAUCUAAAAGAAGUUCUAACUCUACAACUCAAGAGGUUCAGAUGGAGAGAGUGAUUUUUGAUGGAGUGACUCUGGAUGUGUACGACACUCCAGGACUCUUUGAUCCAGAAAAAAACAAUAAAGAAAUUAUACAGAUAUGUCAGCCUCUUUUCCAGUUAAACCCAUCAGUCCCCCUGGUGUUCCUGCUGGUGAUAAAGGCAGACAGGUUCACUCCAGAAGAGAAGAAAACUGUUGAGCUGAUUGAGAGAAUGGUACCAGACUGGCUCCUUCAGAACACCUGGAUCCUCUUCACCAGAGGAGAUGAGCUGGAGAGUGAUGGGGUCACUAUAGAAGAGUUCAUAGAAGAAACAGAAGAGCUGAAGAGAGUGGUACAAAGAUUUAACAACAGAAAACACGUCUUCAACAACGGAAAACACAAUCCUGAUCAAGUGACACAACUGAUGGAGAACAUUAAAAAGAGUCCACUAAAUAUGGCUCCAGAAAGGCUGCCUCUGACAACUCCAGCUCACCCAGAGAAAGAUCCUGCCGAGAGAAGAAUUGUGCUGCUGGGAAAGACUGGAGGAGGGAAGAGUGCUGCAGGAAACACCAUCCUGGGAGAGACCAGAUUCAUAUCUGAGUUCAGUUCAUCUUCUGUUACAGCUCAGUGUGAGAUGGAGGAGGCAGUGGUAGCAGGGAGGAGAGUGUGUGUGGUGGACACUCCGGGAUUAUUUGAUACAUAUAUGUCUCCUGAGGAUCUGGCUGUAGAGAUAGGCAGGAGUGUUUAUCUGUCCAGUCCAGGACCUCAUGCAUUCCUUUAUGUUCAGCCCAUUAAUAUCAGAUUCACACAGCAGGAGGAAGAGGUGGUUGAUAAAUUAGAGCAGCUAUUUGGAGAAGAGAUGAGAAAAUACACCAUCAUUCUCUUCACACACAGAGAUCAGCUAGAGGGAGAAAGUGUGGAGAAACUGAUUAGAGAAAACAAGUCUCUCAGCGGGCUGAUAGAACAGUGUGGAGGAUAUCAUGUGUUUAAUAAUCUGGAGAAGAUAGACAGAAUGGUGGAGAGGAACGGAGGGAGCUGCUACUCUAAUGAGAUGUUUGAGGAGGCAGAAAGAUGCAGAAUAGAAGAGGAUGCAAGACAACAGUGGGAGAAGGAUGCAAGACAAGAGGAAAUAGAGAGAGUAAAGAAGGAGACAGAGGAGAGAAUAAGGGAGGAAAUUGAGCGUUUAAAGGUAUGA